This is a messenger RNA of Dromiciops gliroides (monito del monte), 6064 nucleotides long. It is a transcript of the gene HSPA12A, whose product is annotated as heat shock protein family A (Hsp70) member 12A. Bases 176 to 2203 code for a protein of 675 amino acids. The record is from RefSeq and is a predicted model, not a curated record. The transcript is spliced from 12 exons. Lineage: Eukaryota; Metazoa; Chordata; Mammalia; Microbiotheria; Microbiotheriidae.
GAGGAGGGGGAAGGAGGCGUGGAGGAGGAGCCGCCGCCUCCGCGUCAGAGGAACCUCGCACUGCCCAAUGGCUCAGACCCCAGAGUGAGCUGCGAGCAGAGGAGCGGAGUCGCGGACAAACGCCGGGGCUGGCUUGGAAGCUUUUCCUUCAGGGCUGUGCGGGCCGGGCGCAACCAUGUCGGGGAAGGAAGCCGGGGGCGAUGCGGGGCCCAGAGAAACAGCCCCCGCAUCAACAUACUCAUCUCCUGCAAGAAGUUUGGGGGAUACAGGAAUAACACCUCUGUCUCCUUCCCAUAUUGUGAAUGACUCAGAUGCAAACGUCUCUGAACAGCAGUCAUUUCUCGUGGUCGUUGCUAUUGAUUUUGGCACUACGUCUAGUGGCUAUGCCUACAGCUUCACAAAGGAGCCAGAAUGCAUUCAUGUCAUGAGGCGGUGGGAAGGUGGAGAUCCUGGUGUAUCCAAUCAGAAGACCCCAACCACCAUCUUAUUGACUCCAGAAAGGAAAUUUCAUAGCUUUGGCUAUGCAGCCAGAGAUUUUUACCAUGAUCUGGACCCAAAUGAGGCCAAGCAGUGGCUCUACUUGGAAAAAUUCAAGAUGAAACUCCAUACCACCGGUAAUCUCACCAUGGAGACAGAACUGACAGCAGCAAAUGGAAAGAAAAUCAAAGCACUUGAAAUCUUUGCUUAUGCCCUGCAGUACUUUAAGGAACAAGCAUUGAAGGAGUUGAGUGAUCAAGCAGGCUCUGAGUUUGAAAAUUCUGACGUCAGAUGGGUCAUCACAGUACCUGCUAUUUGGAAACAGCCUGCCAAGCAGUUUAUGCGACAGGCUGCCUACCAGGCGGAGAUGGCCACCCCUGAAAAUCCAGAACAGCUGAUAAUCGCCCUGGAACCAGAAGCAGCCUCCAUCUACUGCAGGAAACUUCGCCUCCACCAGAUGAUAGACCUGAGCAGCAAAGCAGCUGUCAAUGGUUACACCUCCAGUGACACUGUAGGAGCUGGGUUUGCACAGGCUAAGGAACACAUACGUCGUAAUCGGCAGAGUCGGACCUUUUUGGUGGAAAAUGUCAUAGGAGAGAUCUGGUCUGAAUUGGAGGAAGGUGACAGGUAUGUGGUUGUGGACAGUGGAGGAGGCACAGUGGACCUCACUGUCCAUCAGAUCAGAUUGCCUGAGGGACACCUUAAAGAACUGUACAAGUCAACAGGUGGACCAUAUGGUUCCUUGGGAGUGGAUUAUGAAUUUGAAAAACUUCUGUGUAAAAUAUUUGGAGAAGAUUUUAUCGAACAAUUUAAAAUUAAACGUCCGGCAGCCUGGGUAGACUUAAUGAUUGCUUUUGAGUCGCGCAAAAGGGCUGCUGCCCCUGAUAGAACCAAUCCCCUAAAUAUCAAUCUGCCCUUCUCCUUCAUUGACUACUAUAAGAAGUUUCGAGGUCACAGUGUGGAACAUGCCUUGAGAAAAAGCAAUGUAGACUUUGUGAAAUGGUCAUCCCAGGGAAUGCUAAGGAUGAGCCCAGAUGCAAUGAAUGCCCUUUUUAAGCCAACAAUUGACAAUAUCAUCGAUCAUCUCCGGGACCUGUUUGAGAAGCCUGAGGUGUCAGAUGUCAAAUUUCUCUUCCUGGUGGGUGGCUUUGCAGAAGCCCCUCUCCUGCAGCAGGCAGUGCAGUCAGCCUUUGGGAACAAGUGCCGAAUCAUCAUUCCUCAGGAUGUGGGUCUUACCAUCCUCAAAGGAGCAGUCCUCUUUGGGCUGGACCCUGCUGUCAUUAAGGUGCGGCGCUCACCUCUGACCUAUGGGGUAGGAGUCCUGAACCGUUAUGUGGAAGGGAAGCACCCACCAGACAAGUUGCUGGUCAAAGAUGGCACAAGAUGGUGCACCGAUGUCUUCGAUAAAUUCAUUUCAGCAGACCAGUCCGUUGCCCUGGGAGAAACAGUAAAGCGUAGCUACACCCCUGCCAAGCCCUCCCAGAUGCUCAUUAUCAUCAACAUCUAUAGUGCUGAGCAAGACAAUGUCAACUUCAUCACCGAUCCAGGAGUAAAGAAAUGUGGUACCCUCCGUUUGGAUCUCACUGGGACCAAUGAUACCCCACUGGCCACUCGGAGGGAGAUCCAAACAUUCAUGCAGUUUGGGGACACUGAGAUCAAAGCCAUGGCCAUUGAUAUUCCCACCUCCAAGAGUGUCAAAGUUGGGAUAGAUUUCUUAAAUUACUAACUCUCACCUUCCAUCCCUCCCAUCUCCCAUUCUCCCCUCCCCACCUCAACUCACUUACCUGCAAUGCUUUGGUUUUGAGGGCGCCAUUCUUUCCUUUUCAUACUUGCCAUCACACCCACUUGAAUUUCAGCAGGAUAGAUGAGAACAGACAGAACCGAGAAAAGUUGAGGAUUUGGAGGAGGAGGUUGAGAUAUUUAGUAGGGUUUUGUAGGGAUUCUGACACCAUAUGACCGUCAGGAAAAAAAAGCAUGCUGUAUAGAAAUGAAUGAAUUCAGGGAUAGUCAAGGAAGGGUAGCUGGUUCUCACAUAAACAGAAGUGGUCAAAAACUCCCUCAGACAUUGAAAAAAAUAUUUACUGCAUCAUUGGUUUGUCUUUUAACAGAUCUCAGUUAAGCAGAACUAAGGCACUUUUAUUAUAGUAUUUUUAGAUUUAACAAGAUCCCAGAGCCCAAGGGACACUUUUUGAUUUCUUUUAUCAUAAAUAUGUGUGAUUUUUUAAAAAAAAAUUGAAGGGCAAUAUAAAAAGAACUAUAAGUCUGUAGGUAUUCUCUUUCUUUGUCAUCAUGUUUUUCAAGUGGUGCUUAAUUGGGAGCCUGGAGUGUUUUAUAACCCGUAAGAGAAGACUGCCUAUUCUGUGCACUGAUAUUCCAGGUUCAACACAAGAUUUUAAAUUUCAAGUGAACAAAAAAUCUUUAAGAAGAUUUAUUCUGUGGUCUCUGUGAAUCCAGGAACUAAUAGCAUAGGUAGAGGGAGACCUGAUGUUAAACCCUACAAUAAUUCAGUAGACAACGCUUGCUCUUAUGUAAAUAGAUUUAAUUGCUGAUCUGCUCAAAGUAUUACGUUGAUCUGUCCAAACAUAAUCCAGAGAUGACACAAGUAAGCUGCUAGUACUUCUGAUGGGCAAGUCAAAUGUUGAUAUCAAGUAACUCAUUUUGGAGCCCUAAUUAAUUUUAGUAGAAGAUGCUUAUGAUAUUUCACAGGAUUAAUUAAGCCUAGCACUUCCAAAAUUUGUAACAAUUGAUAAAAAAUAAAUUUCUUGGGCCAAACUUUCCCUUGGAAUAGUGUUGGCCAUUCUGUUCCCCAUUUAGAGGAGGAAAAAAAUCAGUGCAUAGUGAGUACAGUAUAAGAAGUGAAGUUCUCCUUUGAAAUGUUUCAGCAAAUUCUUUAGUUCAAAAUGUUUUCCUACCUUACUGAAGGGGACUUUCCAAAUAUAUACAUUAUGGAUUAAAUAGCAGGCUGAAAACAAAGGUGCUCUAGAGAAUAGGCCCCUAGGUCUCUUUCUCUGCAUAGGCUAAAAGCUCUUAGAAGCAGGGUGUCCAAGAUUUUUUUUUCAAAUGUUGUAAUUCGGGGCAGCUAGAUGGCGCAGUGGAUAGAGCACUGGCCUUGAGGUCAGGAGGACCUGAGUUCAAAUGUGACCUCAGCUACUUGACACUUCCUAGCUGUGUGACCCUGGGCAAGUCACUUAACCCCAAUUGCCUCACCAAAAAAACAAAAAACAAAAACAAAAGCAAACAAAAAAAGUUGUAAUUCAGGAAGAUUUGUCGGAGGCUGACCUUGUUUGAGUUUCUACCUUACCUUACUCUUAAGUACACACAAUAAGGAAUAAAGAAAAGAAAGAAUUAGAGACAAAAACACAUGGUAGUUUGGUAACUGUCUGCCAUGGAUGUUAUAGAUUUAAUCUUUUUUAAAAGUUACCAUGUUCCUUCAUGAUUUCUCCAAAGGCCCCCUCAUGCAAAAUCCAGGACCAAACCUCCAAAGUGAUUGAUUGUAUGAACCUGGCUCACAAUUUAGCUGACUCUUCAAAUCUGUAUUUUCUACCUGAUGAAAUUCAUUAAGCUUUAAAGCUGCUGGGGGUUUCAUGAAAGAAUAGAAACUUUACCUGGCAUUUAGCUAGUUGGAACUACAAACCCAUUAUUAUGGCUUAUUGAUCUUCUAAAUGACAUUUCAAAAUUUCAUUGAACAUUUUACAUUUUGCCCUUGUUUUCACUUUAACAUCUCUUUAUAGAAUUUCCUCAUAGAAUGUGAACCAUGAAACACUAAGAAUAAAUCAAGAAUGCUAGUCACAUAACUUGGCAUAAAGAUUUCCUAUACAAUUACAGAGGUAUGCUUGCUAGCAUUCUAUUUCUUGCUGCCUGCUAUGCUUAAAAAGCUAAAUAUUACAGGUUUUUCUUUGGUCUUACGAACCAGAGUUUACAAAUAAAAUAAGGAAGACUUUGCAAUUUAGUCAUGAACAAUAUAAUUUUAUGUACAUACACUAUUUGAAUAAUGUACAGAAUCUUUAUUUCUACAAGGCUUCUUUCUUGUAUAAAAAUGCUCUUUGCUUUUUGUUGAAUGCAUUCCACUCUGGAUUGUUACUGAUAUCAUUUCAAUCAUUCUAGUUAAUGACAGGCUUUUCAAAACAGGAAGCCAUGCAAUAUUUAUGGAAGGAAGGCUGACCAAAGGAAUGGAGACAGAUGGCUAGGGCUAAAUGUUGUUGUGAAUCGAUUGUACUCAUCAGUGAUCACUACCCAGGUCAGAGCAGUAGUCUGCAUUCUUUCACUAUUUUCUUUUAAAAGAAUGAAAACUUCUAAUCACAGAUGACUACUUCUGUCACAUACUUGAAAGUUUAUCAUUCUGAUGUCUGUAGGCAGUCUGACUUUACUUAUAAAAUAAGGCAGAUUUUUCAACUCCUUGCUUCCCAUGGGAAACUUUGAUGAUUCUUGAAGCCCCUGCUUAUUGGGUAAAAAAGCCAAAAUUCAGUCCAUACAAGUGGCUUUUUCAGUGUGUCAGCAUUUAAAGGAAGGGAAAGAAGGGUGGAUUACUCCAUCUUUUCUUCAUUUUAGAGUGUGAAUAAAUUAUUCAAAAGUAGGGUUGCCUUUAAAGGGACUUUCCCUCUAUCCACACCUUUCUCCUUUUCCUAUUGUCAAUAUUCUCCUACCUUGCAUUCAAGAUAUGUCUCUUUAAGCCAGGUAGACUAGAUCACAAACCCCAUGAACUGUAGUGUGGGCGGAUGUGAUUGAUUGGGGCCAGAAAUUCUACUGGACUCUGAAAAUGCAGCCCAAUUAGACAAACUCAUUAAGAAUGCUCAUAUAUCUAGUAGGUUAAAAAUCAUAUUGAAAAUUCCUAGAACUCGAUCACUAUACUUUAAUAAGACAUGUUCUGAUCUUAUAGAAAGUUUUGAAAAAAAGAUGUAUCUUCUUGACCCACUUUACUGAAUUGCCCCCUCGGCUGUCAUCUGGGUAAUUGAAUCAUAAAUAUCUUGAAGGUAGGGACUGUAGAAUUUUCUUUGCAACUUCCCCACUGCACAUACACCAAGCAUGAAUAAGUGUUGUUGAAUGAAUAAGCAAAUAACACCGAUAGGGAAUAAUAAAUAAGAUAUGUUUCAACUUGAGUGGAAGUUGGCAUAAAAUGUUCAAGUGAACUUUGCAGAGUGAUGACUGUGAGAAAAGACUGCAAAAUAGACCCUAUCCCUUCAUAGUUUAGGUCAAGUUUAGCUAUUAAGGGUCCAGGUCCAGAUUAGGCUGCUUAUUGUCAAUAUGUCAAGGAUGGUAUGCACCAAAAUAAACUGGAGUCAAUAAUGUUCAUAUGGGAAGGUUGGACUUCAUGCUGCAAUGACUUAGUGGCUGUCAUACACUGUAUAUUCAUGCUAAAAUUGGCUUAAGCAGAUGACUAGUAGAAAGAAUUGUUGAGCAUAAUGUUGAGCAUUACUCACCUGCUUGGAGUACUAAACAAUAUAAUAAAAUAUUAAUCAUUGUGGUCCUUCACCUCUCUGCACAAGAGAAAUGUGAAUCUCACUCGGCAGCAACUCACAACUUGUCAGGACUGUAUUUUCAAACUCCUAUGUCUUCACAGGUGUCUAAUAAAGCAAAGUAAAGCUCUUGA